CUUCAGUGCUAUCGGAGCUUGGGAGUUGAGGGUCGGAGGCCGGCGUGAUGGAGAAACGCAGGAUGAACCUGCCCACCGGGCCGGACACGCUGUGCUUCGAUAAGGACGAGUUCAUGAAGGAGGAUUUCGAUGUGGAUCGCUUCGUGUCCGACUGCAGGAAGCGGGUGCAGCUGGAGGAGCUGAGGGACGACCUGGAGCUGUACUACAAGCUGCUGAAGACGGCCAUGGUGGAGCUCAUCAACAAGGACUACGCAGACUUUGUCAACCUCUCCACAAACCUGGUCGGCAUGGACAGAUCCCUCAACCAGCUAUCUGUGCCUUUGGGACAAUUACGAGAAGAGGUUCUGAGUCUUAGGUCAUCUGUCAGUGAAGGAAUUCUGGCAGUAGAAGAACGAAUGUCUAAGCAAGAAGACAUUAGGAAGAAAAAGAUGAGUGUGUUGAGACUUAUACAGGUUAUUCGAUCAGUUGAGAAAAUUGAAAAAAUCCUAAACUCCCAGAGUUGUAAAGAUGCACCUUCCCUAGAAGCAAGCAGCCCUCUCUUGACUGGACAGGUUUUGGAGAGAAUUGCUACAGAAUUUAACCAGCUUCAGUUUCAUGCUGUGCAAAGCAAAGGCAUGCCCCUUUUGGACAAAGUGAGACCUCGCAUAGCUGGCAUUACAGCAAUGCUGCAGCAGUCUCUAGAAGGCCUUCUGCUGGAAGGUUUGCAGACCUCAAAUGUGGACAUCAUCCGGCACUGCCUGCGUACCUAUGCCACAAUUGACAAGACACGGGAUGCAGAAGCUCUGGUUGGCCAAGUCCUGGUAAAGCCGUAUGUUGAUGAGGUGAUCGUUGAACAGUUUGUUAAGUCUCAUCCCAAUGGCCUUCAGCUCAUGUAUAACAAGCUCCUGGAAUUCGUUCCCCACCACUGCCGCCUUCUCCGGGAAGUCACAGGAGGAGCUGUGUCGAGUGAGAAAGGCACUAUUGUUCCUGGCUAUGAUUUCUUGGUGAACUCUGUGUGGCCAGAAAUAGUUCGAGGACUAGAGGAAAAGCUACCCUCGCUCUUCAAUCCAGGGAAUCCUGACGCCUUUCAUGAGAAAUACACUGUGAGCAUGGAUUUUGUACAGAGGUUUGAACGGCAGUGUGGAUCCCAGGCCAGUGUGAAGCGACUCCGAGCACACCCUGCCUAUCACAGCUUCAGCAAUAAGUGGAACCUACCUGUUUAUUUUCAGCUAAGGUUUAGAGAAGUGGCAGGAUCCUUAGAAGCAUCUUUCACAGAUGGGCUGGAAGACGCCCCAGAUGGAAGUCCAUAUUGCCUGUUGGCUUCUCACAGAACCUGGAGCAGCCUGGAGAAAUGCUGGUCGGAUGAGAUGUUCCUGCCUUUGUUAGCGCACCGUCUGUGGAGGCUCACCCUGCAGAUUCUGGCCCGGUUCUCUGUGUUCGUUAGUGAGCUUUCUGACAGGCCCAUUGCUAAUGAAAGCACCAAGGAGACUAGAAAACCUUUGGCUGGCAGCAAAGACGCUUCCGAAGACCAAGGAAGCCAUCCUUCAGAAGCACAGGCGGCGACCAUUUCCAGCACUCAGCUGUUGUAUGUGGUCUCAGACCUGGACAGGCUUCAGGAAUGGCUUCCAGAACUCCUGAAGAUAGUCAAGCCAAAACUUGAAAUGAUCGGCUUUAAGAAUUUUUCAUCUAUCUCAGCGGCCUUGGAAGACUCUCAGAGUUCCUUGUCUGCCCACGUGCCAGCUCUGAGCAGCAGGAUUGUCCAGGGCCUGAGCGAGUCUUGCUUCGGUUAUCUGAAGAGUGCCCUGGAGGUCCCCAGGCUCUACCGCAGAACUAAUAAGGAGGUCCCCAGCACAGCCUCUUCUUAUGUGGAGAGUGCACUGAAGCCAUUUUACCAGCUGCAGCACGGACAUGGGCACAAGGUGAAGCCAGCAAUGAUGAAGCACUGGGUGCAGGAAGCUCUGUCUGAGAGCACACACAGGUACUUUGAGACUGUGUCAGAUGUGCUGAACUCAGUGAAGAAGAUGGAGGAAAGCCUGAAGCGCCUCAAACAAGCCAGGAGAGCCCCAGCCACCAACCCUGUCAGCUCUAGCGGUGGCAUGAGUGACGACGACAAGAUCCGACUGCAGCUGGCUCUUGACGUGGAGUUCCUGGGAGAACAGAUACAGAAGAUGGGCUUGCAGACCAAUGACAUCAAGAGCUUCUCAGCCCUCGCAGAGCUUGUGCUUGCUGCCAGGGACCAGGCGACUACAGAACAGCCCUAGGCAUCCCAGCAGGACCUGGAGCGUGGAAGAAAGCGACCCUGUCCCCUGAGUCACCCAGCAACAGCCUGCACCCCUGCCCAGUAUAUGUGGGCCCUCUUUCACCGAGAAAGAACUAAAAGCCUUUCCAUUGUAUGGAAGAUAGUUUUUUAUGUCAUUUCAAGCUUUUUACUAUAGUUUACUGAACAAAUUGUUUUAUUUUUAUUGUAAAUCUUAAUGUAGACAAGGUGAUUUCUACAGUAGGAUUAAAGUAAAUAUCCAAGUGUGGCUAUACUGCCCUGCAGAUGAAGCACUGGCCAGCAGGGCAUCACCACAGUGUAGAAACACUGUCUCCAGCCCAGGAGACACUGCCAGUCCUGGGCCUCCUCAGAGGCUACACGAUGGCCAUCUCAUCUUGGCACGUAAGAAUAGCACUUCUGAUCUUGCCAUCUACUCCUCUGUCAGGAGCCAGAGCUGACAGCAAAGAUUCAUUUCCUAAAUAAAGAAAGUGUCUUCUGCAAA
This is a messenger RNA of Arvicola amphibius (Eurasian water vole), 2738 nucleotides long. It is a transcript of the gene Cog2, whose product is annotated as component of oligomeric golgi complex 2. Gene Ontology annotation, cellular component: membrane; COG complex. Gene Ontology annotation, biological process: Golgi organization; intra-Golgi vesicle-mediated transport; protein transport. The record is from RefSeq and is a predicted model, not a curated record. NCBI's taxonomy places the organism in Eukaryota, Metazoa, Chordata, Mammalia, Rodentia, Cricetidae. The transcript has 18 exons. Bases 48 to 2240 code for a protein of 730 amino acids.